Messenger RNA from Aspergillus udagawae, 606 nucleotides. Its product is annotated as 40S ribosomal protein eS7. Bases 1 to 606 code for a protein of 201 amino acids. Gene Ontology annotation, cellular component: 90S preribosome; ribosome; cytosolic small ribosomal subunit. The record is from RefSeq and is a predicted model, not a curated record. Gene Ontology annotation, molecular function: structural constituent of ribosome. Lineage: Eukaryota; Fungi; Ascomycota; Eurotiomycetes; Eurotiales; Aspergillaceae. The transcript has 3 exons. Gene Ontology annotation, biological process: translation; rRNA processing; ribosomal small subunit biogenesis.
AUGGCUGCUAUCAACAAGAUCGCCCACAACUCGCCAUCGAGGCAGAACCCCUCCGAGCUGGAGACUGCGAUCGCCGGCGCUCUCUUCGACUUGGAGAGCAACACACAGGACCUGAAGGCCACCCUUCGGCCCCUGCAGUUUGUCUCUGCCCGUGAGGUUGAGGUCGGCCACGGCAAGAAGGCCGUUAUCAUCUUCGUCCCCGUCCCUCUCCUCCAGGGCUUCCACAAGAUCCAGCAGCGCCUGACCCGUGAGCUCGAGAAGAAGUUCUCCGACCGCCACGUCCUCUUCGUUGCUCAGCGCCGCAUCCUGCCCCGCCCCAAGCGCUCUGUCAACUCCCGCACCAACCAGAAGCAGAAGCGUCCUCGCUCUCGCACCCUGACCGCUGUCCACGACGCCAUCCUCACCGACCUCGUUUACCCCGUCGAGAUCGUCGGCAAGCGUAUCCGCACCAAGGAGGACGGCAGCAAGACUCUCAAGGUCAUCCUGGACGAGAAGGAGCGUGGUGGUGUUGACCACAGACUCGAUGCCUACGGCGAGGUUUACCGCCGACUAACCGGCCGCUCUGUUGUCUUCGAGUUCCCCCAGAGCGGUGCCGCCGAGUUCUAG